Messenger RNA from Mercenaria mercenaria, 741 nucleotides. RefSeq lists its product as uncharacterized. Gene Ontology annotation, molecular function: nucleic acid binding. NCBI's taxonomy places the organism in Eukaryota, Metazoa, Mollusca, Bivalvia, Venerida, Veneridae. The transcript has a single exon. The record is from RefSeq and is a predicted model, not a curated record. Bases 1 to 741 code for a protein of 246 amino acids.
AUGUCGGAUUUCUUGAGCAGACACCCAGACACAGGAAAACACAAACAAACAAGUGUGGCAGAAGAAUAUGUUAAUUUCCUGGCAUAUCAUGAUGUCCCUGUAGCCAUGGACAUGAAUGAAACAAUUCAAGCAACAUCCCAGGACGUUGACCUCCAAAUGGCCAUUAAAUACGUCAAAUCUGGAAACUGGAAUAACCCAAGCAAAAACAAAAUCAUUGAUACCCUGUCACGCUGCAAAAACGAGCUGUCGGUAGUAAAUCUUCAAAAUGGUGAAAUUCUGCUGCAUGAGUCCAGGAUUGUUAUCCCUAGGCAAUUACAAGAUAAAGUGAUAUCAUUAGCUCAUGAGGGUCAUCAGGGAAUUGUUAAAACCAAACAAUUAUUAAGAGAGAAAGUCUAUUUCCCAGGCAUGGAUCAAUUAGUAGAAGCAAAAUGCAAAAGUUGCAUUCCGUGUCUAGCAGCAACAAAUAAAAAGACUCAAGAACCGCUGCAAAUGAGUGAAAUGCCAAAAUACGCGUUUCAGGUAGUUAGCUUGGACUUUUAUGGACCAUUUCCGGAUGGAAAGUAUUUACUCGUGUUAAUGGAUGAAUACUCACGUUUCCCGUUCGUUGAAGUAUUUAAUUCAAUCACAGGCAACACUGAUUCCUGUGCUAGACAAAAUUUUCUCAGGAGCAGGGAUUCCAGAAGUGUUAAAGUCAGACAACGGAAGUCCCAUGAAUUCACACCUGUUCAAAGAUUUUGCUAA